Tilletiaria anomala UBC 951 is the source of this 2367-nucleotide messenger RNA. RefSeq lists its product as uncharacterized. The transcript is spliced from 2 exons. The record is from RefSeq and is a predicted model, not a curated record. Lineage: Eukaryota; Fungi; Basidiomycota; Exobasidiomycetes; Georgefischeriales; Tilletiariaceae. The coding region runs from base 241 to 2106 and encodes 621 amino acids.
CUCCGGUCGCAGUGCUCCUCGCAGGUCACCCUUGUGUGUGCAUCCCACCACUGCCUUCAAUACCACGUUAUCACUUCAGAGGGUCACGCCCUGUUGUACUUAUAUCGGCGCCGGUCUGCUUGCUGGAGAGAGCUGCAGCCCGGAACGGGCGGCCUACACUUCCCCUUACCUUUGCUUCAUCAACCAUAUCAGCCAGCACAAGCGCCUGCGCGCAACGGCGAGGCUCGUGCGUUCUCCAGCAUGGACAACCUUGAAGGCGCGUCGCCGCAGUACAUCCGCCUCUCGCGCACCAUCGCCAUCCUCGCAAAGUCGGCCGCACAAGUGCACCGGCUCGCGAUCAUCCGAUGCAUCCAAGAAGCCGGCUUCUCUAUCCUCGAGGAACGCAUGGAGGAGUGGAGGCAUCCGGACGAUGAAGACUUUCUCAGCGAGUUCCUUGCUUGCGAGGCAGACGAGCGCAAGUGGGUCAAUCGUCUGACUGGAUGCCCUAUCUACGUCAUGGUACUUGAGCGCAAGAGCGCGCCAGCGAUGUGGCUCGACAUGAUUGGUCUCGGGCAGCGAGAACAAGUUGGCGCGAUGGAUGCACGGGACUCCGUUACCCCACGUUCAGAUGGGCUGCGCGCGAUGUACGGUACCGAAUGCUUCUACGGAUCGCCUUCUCUUGUGGGUGCGGAGCGCCAGAUUGCCAUCUGCUUCCCCGAGCUUUCUGAUGGCUACGUCGUAGCGGAUCCGUUCGCACCCAGCGACACCGUUCUCGUGCAGGCGAACGACGUGCUGUACGAUGAAGACGGGCGUGCAUUCGACGCCAACAACGGCGAGGAGCUCGAUCUACAAGAAGAGAUAUCUCUGCCUCAGAUUGAAAACUCGAUGUACAGAAGUGGCUCCGGGUCACAAGGAACCAACUCCGCUGGCAUCAGCCCUCCCAAAGUCUUUCGUGCGCGACCGAUCCCAUCUAGCGUUGCCAAGCCAUCGAUCCAGCCACGCAUGUCGCGAGCCGCAGCGUUGCGCAUGGGCAUCGAGCUCCCUGCUGUGCCGAGGCGUGACGCGAGCAGCUCAUCCACCUCGUCGUCUUUGGGGCCCGUGGGCAUCUCCGGUUUCCCCAGGGCGGAUGUAGCAUCGCCCAAGUCCCUCGUCAAGCCAACCGUGGCGCCGCGCAUGAACAAAGCCGUCGCAGCUCGCCUCGGCGCCUUGGCGGGUGGAGCAGAGGCGACGGCAUACAGCACGCCUCCGCCGGUCUCUGCUCGUGAGCGCGUUGCAGUCGAUUUCAGCAGCACGCCCGGCCACAAGCGCGCGAGCAGCGGGAUCAAACUGGCCAGCUUGCAGACUCCGACGAUCACCCCCCGGACAAACAAGGCUGCUGCCGCUCGCCUUAGUGGGUCUACUCCUUCUGUCUCGACACCCACUGGCGGUAACAGUGUCAAGUCGACACCUCCUUCGGCCUUCUCGCCUUUACCAAGGACGGGGAGCAUGAACAGGACCGUCAGCUCGUCGCAGUGCAGCGCUGGGCCAAGGGAGCGUAGGGAGGUCGACUUUUCGAAUACACCGGGCCAUAAGCGGACCGUUUCUGCGGCCGCUCGACCAGCGUCUCUGCGCGCGCCAUCCAUCGAGCCUCGCCUCAACAAGGCCGCAGCGGCACGGACUGGCCGCCCACAGAGCUCCGCCGGCCUCCCAGCAGGACGGGAUGGAGCGAACGGCAAUGUCAAGGAGAAUGCUUCUCCUGCACGCAACAGUACAUCGAUGAGGGGCAGGGUUGUGGACUUCUCCAAUACCCUGGGGCACAGGCGGUCGUCCAUCUCGAACAUGCCACCCCUCGCAUCGCUUAAAGCACCGUCUAUCGCACCGUGGUCGAAUGCUGCUGCUGCAGUGCGCGCACGGCCGCCAAGCAGAAGCAGCUCGGCGCUUGGCCAUCACGCUCGCCAGCAACAGCGCUCCGGGUCGACGCUUGGGUUUGCUAGCAGUGGUGGCCCCGCAGCCAUGCGCACCGGCGGUUCUAGCAUCGAUGCCGCCACUUCUGCUGCGGUGAAUAGAUCGAUUCGCUCCAAAUUCCCACCGUCGUCGUAUCGCCAUUCCAUGAUGAGCUUCCCUUCGCAGCCGGUCUCGCGCGGGUGACGUUCAGCAAGAUACUUCUUUCUCUCCGAGCUGAAUAGCCUCUUCUUGGUCGAGCCUUCUUUCGCCUUUUGAUCGUCUUCGCAGCACGUUAUACGCAGCUUUCGUUUGUUUCCCCUCGGAUCUUUGCGCCUGGGCUGGAUCCCAGGACUCCCGAUUGCAGUUCAGAUUUGGCGUGUGCAUGUUUAUCUGUUCACUCUUAUUCUCUCGUCUACGUCGCAGUAGUGCAGCUGUCAAUAUAUGUAUUGUUUUUAUAGGACAUUU